AUGGGCAGCGAAGACCACAUAGUGAUGCUCCCUUUCAUGGCGCACGGCCACCUGAUUCCCUUCCUCGCUCUGGCGAAACAGAUCCGCGCCCGAACUGGGUUCAUCGUCACCAUCGCCACCACCGGGCUCAACGCCCAAUACCUCCGAUCAAGCCUCGCCUCCUCCGACUCCGACAACGACACCAUCCGCCUCGUCGAGCUCCCUUUCUCCGGUGCCGACCACGGCCUCCCCCCUGGAGCCGAGAACUCCGAGAAUCUCCCCUUGGACUUGAUCGUCAACCUCUUCCACGCCUCAACCGCCCUCCAAACCCCAACCCACGACCUCGUGUCGAAAAUCACGGCGGAACAGGGCGGCCGGCCGCCGCUCUGCAUAGUCUCCGACGUCUUCUUCGGAUGGGCGAACGACGUCGCGGAGGCAACCGGGACCAGGAAUUUCACUUUCUCCACCGGCGGAGCUUACGGCACCCUGGCCUACGUCUCCAUCUGGACGAAUCUGCCUCACCGGAAUCUCACCGACUCGGAGGAAUUUUCCGUGCCCGGAUUCCCCGAUAAUCGCCGAUUCCACAUCACCCAGCUGCAUCAAUUUCUGAGGAAGGCCGAUGGGGAAGAUCCGUGGUCGAAAUUCUUCCAGCCCCAAAUUUCCAAAUCCCUAGAAAAAUCGUACGGAUGGCUCUGCAAUUCCGUGGAAGAAAUCGAACCCCUAGGAUUCGAACUCCUCGGGAAGUAUUCAAAUCGUCAGAUCUGGGGGAUCGGCCCUCUGUUACCCCCAGAAAUUCUUCGGAAAUCGGGUACUACUACCAAAGUCCGGCGGCAAUCGGGGAAGACGCCGGGGGUUUCUGCGGAGAAGUGUAUCGAAUGGCUCGAAUCCCACGAACCUGGUUCGGUUCUGUACAUCUCGUUCGGAUCCCAGAACAGCAUCAACCCACAGCAGAUGAUGGAGCUCGCGGCGGGGCUAGAAGAACAGAGCGUGGUGUCUUUCCUAUGGGUGAUCCGGCCGCCGAUCGGGUUCGACCGGAGAUCCGAGUUCCGAUCCGAGUGGCUGCCCGAUGGGUUCGAGCGGCGGAUGGAGGAAACCAAGAGGGGUCUGCUUGUACGGAACUGGGCGCCGCAGCUGGAGAUUCUUUCCCACGAUUCGAUCGGCGGGUUUCUGAGCCACUGCGGGUGGAACUCUGUUCUCGAGAGCUUAAGCCAGGGGGUUCCGAUCAUCGGAUGGCCGCUGGCGGCGGAACAGGCGUUCAAUUCGAAGCUGCUGGUGGAGGAAAUGGGCGUCGCGGUCGAGCUGACGAGAGGAGCUGGGGGAGAAUUGGGGAGGGAGAGAGUGAAGGAAGUUGUUGAGAUGGUGAUGGGGAAGAAUGAGAAAGCAGAGGAAAGGAAGAGGAAAGUUGUUGAUCUUUCUGAACACAUGCGGGCGGCGAUUAGAGAUGAUGGUGAGAAGGAGGAGGAGAAGGGUUCUUCUGUCAGAGCUAUGGAUGAUUUCGUGGCGACCAUUUUCAGAAAGUUGUAA
Molecule: messenger RNA, 1503 nt
Organism: Linum tenue
Lineage: Eukaryota; Viridiplantae; Streptophyta; Magnoliopsida; Malpighiales; Linaceae
Source: the annotation of a GenBank genome assembly